AUGUUAUCUCCUUUUGGUUUAAAUGUUUUAUCUCAAUCUCAUUUUCAAUUACCAUUGAAUCAUACAACAACCAACAACCACGAUCAUCAACAAAUGGAAAUCAUUUCCAUUCAUUCAUCCAUGUCACACAUUCCAUUAAACUCUAGUGAUGUUUUGUUUCAUUGUCAAUCACCAAAUCAUUCACCAACCACCAACAAUCUUAAUUUAGAUCAGGAGGUGUCUGUUCAAUUGAACAGCAGCAGUACAAUCUUAGUUUCAUUUUUCAACCAAUCGAUUCCCAUAGAUAUUAAUAAUAAUAAUAAUAUUUCAUUCUUCAAUGACCAUCAAUCAUUGAUUCCAUGUUUUAAAUCUAGUGAUAUUUUAACUCAUUCAACAACCAACAACCACAUUUUUUUAGAGGAGGAGGAGGAGUUUGUUCAAUUGAACAACAGUAGCAGUAGCAGCACACAUUCAUUAACAUGCUUAGACAAUGUUAAUCAUCAAUCAAUUUCAAUUAUUAAUCAACCAAAUAAUAACUAUUUUUCAUUAAUUCAUUCAUCAUCAUUGAUUUCACCUAAUCAUUUCAUCUCAUCAUCAUCAACAUUAUAUUUAUUAUCAAAGACAAUUAAUCCAACAAGAUCAAAGACAAGCCCAUUUUCAACAUACUCCAGCAACAUCUCAAGAAUAGAAAACAACAACAACGCGGUAACAAGCUCUAUCAAUUUAAAGCAUUUUACUGAUGCCUCUUCUUUUAUUUUUAUAGAUACCAAAGUUGCCAACAAUUAUUUCGAUACUCUCAACUGUUUCGGAACCAACCAUUCAAAUCAUACAACAAUACAACAACAACAACCAUCAUCAUCACCAAUCAAUCAUCAUACAAUCCUCACCACAAUCCACGUUCACAAUUCGACUCACAACAAUCAAUAUUCACAAAUCACUCCAUCUUCAAAUAAUAAUAAUAAUAAUACCAUGAAUCAGCCUCACUUAUUCACUCAUUAA
Molecule: messenger RNA, 978 nt
Organism: Cavenderia fasciculata
Lineage: Eukaryota; Evosea; Eumycetozoa; Acytosteliales; Cavenderiaceae
Exons: 1
Coding region: 1-978 (325 amino acids)
Source: RefSeq, a predicted model, not a curated record